Molecule: messenger RNA, 1202 nt
Organism: Zea mays
Lineage: Eukaryota; Viridiplantae; Streptophyta; Magnoliopsida; Poales; Poaceae
Exons: 8
Coding region: 154-909 (251 amino acids)
Biological process (GO): positive regulation of ERAD pathway
Molecular function (GO): ubiquitin protein ligase activity
Source: RefSeq, marked validated
GGCAGGGAAUCCUCGUCGUCGUACCAGCGGUACGACAUACAGCAGGUGGCCAGGUGGGUGGAGCAGAUACUGCCCUUCUCACUGUUGCUGCUCGUCGUCUUCAUCCGACAACAUUUGCAAGGUUUCUUUGUGACAAUUUGGAUUGCUGCGGUGAUGUUCAAGUCCAACGAUAUCCUGUGUAAGCAGACUGCUCUGAAGAGGGAGAGAAAAAUUCCAGUUCUUGUCGGGAUUACAAUAUUAUUUGUUGUUCAUGUAUCUGGAUUUUACUGGUGUUACAAGAACGGGGAUCUUAUAAGACCUCUCAUGAUGCUUCCUCCAAAAGAAAUACCACCAUUUUGGCACGCAAUAUUCAUCAUCUUGGUGAACGAUACAAUGGUGCGCCAAACUGCUAUGGUUGUCAAAUGUUUACUGCUGAUGUACUAUAAGAACAGCAGAGGGCGUAGCUAUCGUAGGCAGGGUCAAAUGUUGACGAUUGUGGAAUAUUUUCUACUUUUGUAUCGUGCAUUAUUGCCUACACCUGUGUGGUACCGUUUUUUCCUGAACAAGGAGUAUGGAAGCCUAUUUUCGUCUCUAACCACUGGCUUGUAUCUCACUUUCAAGUUGACAUCUGUUGUGGAAAAGGUUCAGUCUUUUUUGACGGCAUUGAGAGCAUUAUCUCAUAAAGACUUCCAUUAUGGUUCAUAUGCAACAAGUGAGCAGGUAGUUGCUGCUGGAGACUUGUGUGCGAUAUGCCAAGAAAAGAUGCAUGUUCCCAUCCUUUUGCGCUGCAAACAUAUCUUCUGUGAAGAUUGUGUAUCCGAAUGGUUCGAGAGGGAGCGAACGUGCCCGCUGUGCAGGGCAUUGGUGAAGCCAGCAGACCUCCGCUCGUUCAGCGACGGUUCAACAAGCCUCUUCUUCCAGCUAUUCUAGUCCGAGACAGCCAAAAGAGCGGCAAGCCGGAGCGCUCCACCCGAUGAUGCAGAUGUUAGCUGUGUGUGUGCGUGUGUUGCUGCUUGCAACGCCUGCGAGCAGUGCGGCCCUGAUGCGGUGCUGGGAGAGUGUACACCAAGCUGAAGCUGAAGGCGUACAUGAUUGUGUAUUGUGACUGCACAUAUUUUCAUCAUCCCCUGUAUAGGCUCUCGCGUUGAUGCUUGAGCACCUGAGGAUUUUACCUGACCAUAUACGGCACAAAUUAUUACAUAAAUAGAAAUGGUGAGUAUAUA